UUCCCAUCCGUACCAGUUCCCUGCGAUUUAGGGAUUUUUCUCUUUCUCCUCUUCUCGUUUUUCACGACUCCAUGGACAUGAACUGAGGUUUGAUCUCCACAGCGCGAUGGAAUCAGGUUUUGGUAAGCAUUCAAUUUCUUCUUCUUAUUCCUUUACAAAUCAAUCUGAUUGAGAGGAUUUUCUCAGAACUGAAUCCUCAAACCCUACCUCCAAUCGGACUGAACUAGUUCAAUCCACAUCGAUUAGGGCGAAAGUUAGAAGAACUAAAUGGAGGAUCAUUCCCGUCGAUUGAGGAGUCAUCAGUCUCAGAAGAAGAAAUCCAUAGAGAAAACUAAUGACAGAAUCAGCGAACUACCUGAUGCUGUCCUUCAUUACAUCCUUUCCAUGAUGCCUAUGAAAUUCAUAGUAAGAACAAGCAUUCUGUCAAGGAGAUGGAGAGACUUGUGGAAACCCAUCUGGGCUUAUUCCACUUCUCUCGAUUUUGGUGCUGAAUUCACCACUGGCCAAACCCGCGAAGCAUUCGUGGCUACUGUCAACCUAUAUCUACAACUCCACAAAGGGAAGGAGAUCCAGAUGCUUCGUUUCUCGUUCAUUCCGUGCAAUCUGCCAGAUGCUGAGAAAUGGAUCGAAUUCGCAGUAGCAAAACGAGUUAAGGAGCUUCAUAUCGACUUUGGUCAGACCAUAUAUUUUAUUGCAUUCAAACCUGAGCCUUAUGAAUUGCUUAACUCCAUCUUUAAUUGUGAUUCUAUAACCUAUUUAAAUUUGAGUCGCUGCGAUUUCUGCUUGCCAUUGGAUUUCAAAGGUUACACCUACCUCAAAAAGCUCCACCUAAGUUUUGUUAGAGUUACAGAUGCCCUGUUUGAAAGCAUGCUUGCAAAUUGCCCGCUUUUGGAGGAAUUGAGUUUAAGGGAUUGUCGUCGUCUGACUCGUGUCAAGGUUUCUGCCCCGGAUCUGCCACUUAAGAGUUUGACAGUGGUCGACUGUUGGGAUGCCCGUGAGAUUGAGAUUUUUGCUCCAAACCUCCGGUCAUUCCGUUUCUAUGGUAGUUUUAUUCAUAUAUCUUUCAAGAACAUUUCGAGCUUGGUGGAUGUCCUGGUUAAUGGGAUAUGUAGGAGGGGUUACGAACGCGACCUUCAUUGGAUUACAGUUCUAUGCCGUCUUGAACAUGUCAAGAUUCUAACAUUAUGUAAUGUCUCACUUGAGUAUAUAGGCUUAGCAGAGCAAUAUAGACGUGAAGAAUUGCCUAUUACAUUCCGCAAUUUGCAAGAAUUGCAGCUGUUGAUGAAUUGGUAUGCUGGUGGAUCUCUGGCCAGCACAUAUAGCUUCUUCAAAAACUGUCCAUGUCCUCGUCUAGAGAAGCUUUUCAUUGAACUUCCAUCUGCCAACGAGGACCCCUCUCAAAGAGACUACCAGUGGGAGAGACUCCGGACUAACUCUCUACCGAUUAUGUUUGAUCAUCUGAAGGUGAUAAAAAUGAAUGGUUUUAGAGGGCUCAAGGAUGAAAUGCUGUUGGUGAAAUUUUUCUUAGAGAAGGCCAUUGUACUAGAGUCUUUGGUUUUGGUAGCUCCUCAGGAAGGAGUCUUCAACAUGAAGAAGGAUUCUGCAUCGGAGUCUAAAUCUGUUAAUCGUCUUCGCAAGCUGCUAUUGACUUUAGCAAAGGUAUCAUCAUCUGAUGCUCAAAUAUUAGUAUCUGAAUCUUCAGAAGAUGAUGGUGCUUUAGCCCCAACGCAUCUUGAAGUUUACCACCGUAAGGGGUAGGUUUGUCGCAAUGGAGUAUAUUUUCUUUAAGGUUGGGCCCGUAAGGGGUAGGUUUGUCGCAAUGGAGUAUAUUUUCUUUAAGUUUGGGUUUGGUGAUUCUACAUGAUAUUGGCCAAGAUUCUCAGUUAAGAGAAUUUGGGCCCAUGGUUUGUAAUGUAGGAUCCCUUCUCAGAAAUGAAAAUCGAGUAUCAUGUACGAAGCCAUAUAUUUUGAAUCCUGUAAUUCAUGUGUUUCUAAAUUCUGAUUCUGUACUGCCUUUGUUUGUAA
Magnolia sinica is the source of this 2025-nucleotide messenger RNA. Its product is annotated as putative FBD-associated F-box protein At1g61330. The transcript has 3 exons. NCBI's taxonomy places the organism in Eukaryota, Viridiplantae, Streptophyta, Magnoliopsida, Magnoliales, Magnoliaceae. The record is from RefSeq and is a predicted model, not a curated record. The coding region runs from base 268 to 1758 and encodes 496 amino acids. Gene Ontology annotation, molecular function: protein binding.